Pseudovirgaria hyperparasitica is the source of this 963-nucleotide messenger RNA. RefSeq lists its product as uncharacterized. The coding region runs from base 133 to 714 and encodes 193 amino acids. The record is from RefSeq and is a predicted model, not a curated record. Lineage: Eukaryota; Fungi; Ascomycota; Dothideomycetes; Acrospermales; Acrospermaceae. The transcript has a single exon.
UUUCACACCCCGGGCCAGCCUCCUUUCGUAUUUGUGCGCAAGGAUCAGGGUAUCCCAGCGUCGCGCUUAGCCCCCAUGUCCAGAUCCUGUUGUUGAGAUCCAUGCCGGGGCCGAUCCGAGCUAUGCCCAGGGAUGCAUGCUGGGGGCGGCGACAAGGAUGCAUUUCGUCCUGGUAUACAUACGUUCGCGAGACGAGGCGUUCGAGUGAGUUUGCUGGCCGAGGUUGACGAGUUUUUGGGGAGUAUGCAUGGUGGACCGUCAAGGACAGGGGAGACACUUUCGCUGCUGCGGAGGGGAAUGGCCUGGGGGUGGGGGAUCAAUCGUACGGAAUGUACAUUUCAUGUAUCGUUCGGUGUAUCGUACGGAGACUGGGUUUUCAGUACGGAUGUACCUCGAUGUACCUGUCAGACUGUCAGACUGUCAGACAGACUGUCUUUUGGGCGCGAAACCGACGCGUCCUCACGUGCUCACCAUGCGAGUCCUGGCAUCGUAGUGUUACCUUGGUGUGACGUAGACUUGAUGGGGUGCUGUGUUGAGGCUGUGGUGUCUCACUUGCCCUAUACUCUCUCGUUCGUAGAGCUAGUCCAUCUGGCUAUCUCUCAAGAUGGCUGGUUUCUGCACGUGCGAGGACAGCAGCACCGAAGCACAAGGAGCGCUAGAUGCUACUCUGUGCUCAAGGUGUACAGAAAUGCGGUGCGGGAGCGACGAUCUUAAAUGGACGCAAGUGUGGCAUGUGUUUAAUCGUGUGCUGGGAAGAAACUUGAUAUGACAUAAACAUAGAAGUUAGAUGAUGAAGGAAUCAUUCAAGAGGCCGUCUUGACUUAUGUAGACGGGAGGAAGGAAAGGCAGAUUUAUAUUGUUUCAAGGGGUGCAAGGGGCUCCAUAACAUUUAAUCUUUGUUUUUCUCUGUGGAGUAAGUGGGAUAUGCCGGCACAAAACAUACGACGAGAAGUCUGGCAUAUA